Cladophialophora yegresii CBS 114405 is the source of this 1755-nucleotide messenger RNA. RefSeq lists its product as uncharacterized. The coding region runs from base 1 to 1755 and encodes 584 amino acids. The transcript is spliced from 7 exons. The record is from RefSeq and is a predicted model, not a curated record. NCBI's taxonomy places the organism in Eukaryota, Fungi, Ascomycota, Eurotiomycetes, Chaetothyriales, Herpotrichiellaceae. Gene Ontology annotation, molecular function: serine-type endopeptidase activity. Gene Ontology annotation, biological process: proteolysis.
AUGGGCGACCCGAACAAUACGAGCAUUCUUCAGAUCAAUGGUACCAACGAGGAAGACAAUGGAGGCAUAAGUCUUUAUGCUGGCGACGCCACGGCCAUCGAUGAGGCGUACCUGGUUGCCUGGCUUCCAGCGCCAUCCUAUGGGCUCAAGGCCGUUGUCACGCCGUCUGGGAACGUCAAUUUCCUGUUGAACUGUCUGGCUUGGCCUAAUGGGACCGCGUACAACGAGGCGUUUGCAGAAGAGCCUCUCAGUAGGGCGAAAAUCUAUGAUAGCAUCUAUGUCCGGCAUUGGGAUACCUGGCUGACCGAACGGAAGUAUGCUGUCUUCGCCGGUACACUAGCGGGUGGGAACAGACACUCUCUGCGUGGUAGUUUGAGGAAUCUCAUCACCAACAUUACCAACGUCACACGGGCACAGAGUCCUGUCCAACCGUUCGGUGGCUCUGGCGACUGCGACAUCUCCCCUGACGGGUCUUCGGUGAUCUUCUUGACCAAGAAUAUUGACCUGCCACUCGCAAAUUAUACAUCUGCCCAAAUUUGGCUAGUCCCACACAAUGGGUCAAGAGCCGCUGUGCCGGUCAACGCAUUCUCUGGGAGCUCGACCCCACGAAACGCGAGAGAUGAAUGGCAUCUCCUACGAGUCGGACAAGAACGAGAUCUACGUCGCGAACGCAACCCCAGCAACUUCAACAUCACCGCUCCGGAUGGCUUAUCCCUCUUCGUGGCCGGUCCCGAUCUUGGGAAUGAGCGUCUCUUCCAAGUUCCACUGACGGCCUCGGCCACCUUCCAGCCGACUAACAUCGCGAACGCUGGUGUCGUCGCCGCAUCUUACGUGCUGCCAAAUGGCAACCUCUUGUCAAACGAAGUCGAUCCUGAACUUGCAGGUCUUGGUCCUCGGGGUGUGUCAGAGUUCUACACCGCCGGCGGUAAUACCCAGGUUCAGAGUUGGAUCAUAUACCCGACCGGGUUCAAUGCGAGCAGGACGUAUCCUCUGGUGUUCGUCGUCCAUGGCGGUCCUCAGGGUGGCCAUUACAACUCUUGGAGCACCAGAUGGAACUUCAGAGUCUGGGCUGAUCAGGGCUACGUGGUUGUGGCACUGAACCCGACCGGCAUUACCGGCUGGGGUAUGACUUUCCAAGCCGCUAUCCAGGACAACUGGGGCAGCUACGUGAAUUUUGCUAUUCUUCGAAUCGCCGCGCUAUUCAGUCCAAGACCCGUCUUUGUCAUCAAGGCGAUAAUGACUAACGUAUGCUCUCAGCCUUACGAGGAUCUUUUUGCCUUUUGGGAGUACGUCAACAGCACGUUUGACCACAUCGACACCGAGACCGGCAUCGAGGCUGGCGCGUCUUACGGCGGAUACAUGACGAACUUUAUCCAGGGUCAUGACUUGGGAAGAAGAUUUAAGGCUCUCGUCACGCAUGAUGGCAUGACCAAUGCUCAAGGAUCUUACUCAACUGAAGAACUCUUGUUCAACGGCACUCUUUGGGCCAAUAGAGUCAAUUAUGACGAAUUCAAUCCACUCAAUUGUAUUAGCGAGUGGGCUACACCGCAUUUCGUUGUGCACAACGAGCUGGAUUAUAGGCUACCUAUUUCCGAAGGUCUCAUGCACUUCAACAUCCUGCAACUCAGGGGUGUCCCUAGCAGAUUCUUGAGCUUUCCCGACGAGAAUCAUUGGGUUCUGAACAGGGAGAACAGCCUUGUUUGGCACAGAGAGAUCUUCGCCUGGAUCAAUCACUAUCCAGGCAUCUCCAAGUAG